AUGGCAGAAGAAAAAUUAAUAGAGGCAGUGAGGGAACACAGAGAGCUGUAUGACACAAAACACGCAGACUACAUGAAGGUCAAACUCAAGAACCGGAAUUGGGGUGAUAUAGCAAAGGAUCUGAAUUUGAAAGACGGGGAAGAGACAAAAAAUUCGUGGCUGAAGCUGAGAGGCAGCUAUCGAGAUGCACGACGACGACAGGUGAAAUAUAUGAAAAGCGGAGCUGCUGCUGAGAAUAUCAAGCCGUGGAGAUAUCAAAACCAGAUGUCAUUUCUUGAACCUUUUAUGACAGCUGGUCCACGUGAUAGUAAUCUAGGUGAUGACAGUGAUCACACCUCACAAGCUACAACUAAAACAUCAGCAAGGAAUUAG
Schistocerca nitens (vagrant locust) is the source of this 372-nucleotide messenger RNA. RefSeq lists its product as uncharacterized. Bases 1 to 372 code for a protein of 123 amino acids. The record is from RefSeq and is a predicted model, not a curated record. Gene Ontology annotation, biological process: regulation of transcription by RNA polymerase II. Gene Ontology annotation, cellular component: nucleus; transcription regulator complex. Lineage: Eukaryota; Metazoa; Arthropoda; Insecta; Orthoptera; Acrididae. The transcript is spliced from 2 exons.